AUGGCAGGACAGGCAUUUAGAAAGUUUCUUCCCCUCUUUGACCGAGUUUUAGUUAAAAGGAGUGCAGCUGAAACUGUAACCAAAGGAAGCAUUAUGCUUCCAGAAAAAUCUCAAGGAAAAGUAUUGCAAGCAACAGUAAAAGCUGGUGGAUCGGGCCCUAAAGGAAAGGGUGGAGAGAUUCAACCACUUUGUGUGAAAGUUGGAGAUAAAGUUCUCUCAGAAUAUGGAGGCACCAAAGUAGUUCUAGAUGACAUGGAUUAUUUCUUAGAGAGGGUGACAUUCUCAGAAAGUAUGUAG
Molecule: messenger RNA, 297 nt
Organism: Mirounga angustirostris (Northern elephant seal)
Lineage: Eukaryota; Metazoa; Chordata; Mammalia; Carnivora; Phocidae
Product: 10 kDa heat shock protein, mitochondrial-like
Exons: 1
Coding region: 1-297 (98 amino acids)
Cellular component (GO): mitochondrial matrix
Molecular function (GO): protein folding chaperone; metal ion binding; protein-folding chaperone binding
Source: RefSeq, a predicted model, not a curated record